Acanthopagrus latus (yellowfin seabream) is the source of this 3295-nucleotide messenger RNA. RefSeq names its product G protein-coupled receptor 27 (gene gpr27). Gene Ontology annotation, molecular function: G protein-coupled receptor activity. The record is from RefSeq and is a predicted model, not a curated record. Gene Ontology annotation, cellular component: plasma membrane. Gene Ontology annotation, biological process: G protein-coupled receptor signaling pathway. Bases 917 to 2032 code for a protein of 371 amino acids. Lineage: Eukaryota; Metazoa; Chordata; Actinopteri; Spariformes; Sparidae. The transcript has a single exon.
CAUCACCAACCUAUAUAUAUGUAUAUGUUCAUGAUAUUUUCCUAAAUAUUUAAUGUCCUGCACAUGAGCGAGGCUAAACGAGGACCCCUCUGUCACUCUGCCCUCAUCUGCGUGUCAUCAGACUCGCUUCCUAUAGACUGCGUUAGAGACGUGGACCAGCAGAUGAGACUCCAGGCUGAUCCCAGGCCUGCUCACAUCGCGCGAGCGGACGUGCGUCGCAUAGGCUAGAGACGCUGCCGUGCGAGCAGAGACCCGCACAGGCGCUCCCACCUCUGCGCGCCUCAGAGCCCGCACUUGGCUCCAGACAUGAUCGCCCUUUUUCUGUGCUCUAUAUAGGUGAGGUGUCUGGGUUUUUAUUUUUUUUUAUUUAUUUUUUUUAGCUGCUGCUGAGGCUCCUGGAUGCGUAAUCGCGCCAUGCUUCCGCUCAGCCCCGUCUGUUUUUUUCCCUCCUCAAGACGAUCGGGAGACCUCCGCCAUCGGUGCGGAAUUGAGAUGCGUUUUGUGAGCCGCUCCGUCUGCUGAGAUGGUGGGCUGCCUCCGCCCGGCAGAGAAGGGGGCGACGGACAGGGAUGCUUCCGGCACCGGACACUCGUGAGAUGAAGGACAAGAAGAGGAAGAAGAAACGCUGAAUGCCUUUUUGGGUUUGUUUGUUUGUUUGUUUGUUUUUUCGGUGGGGAUCGCGGCGCACCGUCGGGAUGGACGCGAGCCGACGUUGAACGGAUGCUUCUGGGUGGAAUUUGCUCCUGAGUGGUUUUUGUAUUAAAAGAGGAGGGGGCGGCGGGGUCGUCUUGAUUUCUUUUUUUCUUUCUUUCUUUCUUUUUUCGGUGUGCUUUUCCCUCCCCCCAUUCAGCCCCGGCAGGAUACUAGCGCUCGUCGAUGAAUUGAUGUGGGGAUACACACGACCUCGGCUGCGCAGAUGGCGAACACCAGUGAGUUUGGGGGGAGCAGCCCGUCCUUACAGAACUAUGCGUCCGCGGCCUCUGCGGUCAAGCUGGCCUCCCUGGGUCUGAUCAUGGGCAUCAGCCUGCUGGGCAACGCGUCGCUGUCGCUGCUGCUGCUGAAGGACAGCUCGCUGCACAAGGCUCCCUACUUCUUCCUCCUGGACCUGUGCCUGGCGGACGUGGUGCGCUCCGCCGUCUGCUUCCCCUUCGUGAUGGCAUCGAUCGGCGGCGGCUCCGCCUGGCCGUACAGCGCGCUCAGCUGCAAGAUCGUCGCCUUCAUGUCGGUGCUCUUCUGCUUCCACGUCGCCUUCCUGCUCUUCUGCGUCAGCGUCACCCGCUACAUGGCGAUCGCCCACCACAGGUUCUAUUACAAGCGGAUGAACCUGUGUACGUGCAUGGCGGUGAUCUGCAUGGUGUGGACCCUCUCCGUGGCCAUGGCGUUCCCGCCGGUGUUCGACGUGGGCACCUACAAGUUCAUCCGCGAGGAGGAGCAGUGCACCUUCGAGCACCGCUACGUGAAGGCGAACGACACCCUGGGCUUCAUGCUGAUGCUGGCCGUCAUCGUGGGGACCACCCAUGUGGUUUACGUCAAGAUGCUGUGCUUCGUUUACGACCACCGCAAGAUGAAGCCGGCCCAGCUGGUCCCGGCCAUCAGCCAGAACUGGACCUUCCACGGCCCCGGAGCCACGGGGCAGGCCGCCGCCAACUGGAUCGCCGGCUUCGGCCGCGGACCCACCCCGCCUACGCUGGUGGGCAUCCGGCAGGCUUCUCACCUCGGCAACAGGAGGCUGCUGGUGCUGGACGAGUUCAAGAUGGAGAAGCGGAUCGGCAAGAUGUACUACAUGAUCACGCUGACCUUCCUGGUCUUGUGGGCUCCGUACAUAAGCGCCUGCUACCUGAGAAUAUUCGUGCGGGGGGCCCCGAUCCCGCAGCUCUACCUGACCGCCGCGGUGUGGAUGAGCUUCGCCCAGGCGGGAGCGAACCCCAUCAUCAGCUUCAUGUUCAACAAGGAGCUCCGGGUGCGCCUCAGAGCCUGUUUCCCCUGCUGCCUGGGCACACAGACACCCAUGGAGCCAUACUGUGUCAUCUGAAGCCUGACACACUGCCAAAGACACAUCACACGUUGCUCCAGAAUGUACACAGACGUUGCGGCGGCGUGGAGCGCGUCACUUUUUAAUUUGGUGUGGUGCGGUGUGGAUCCGACUAUAUUUUGCCCAUCAGAAUCAGAACCAGACUAAUUAAAGCAACCGAGGGUAGACGUGUCACAGUCCACAUGCCACCCUCUGAUUCUCACCUCUGCAUGUACUGUAGGUGACAUUCACUCCAAAUACAGGGCAGGACAGUCAGGUGUCAUGUCAUCAGGGGACAGUUUUUUAAAGGUGCACUAUGUAGUUUUGGGAGAAGAAAUGGAAAUCAGAAGAGAAAGAUUUUAUUUUCAUGUUUAAACAAACAAGCUCUCUUUCUGUCAUGACAGAAUGAACAGGCUGACCUUAAAGAACAUCGCGGUCCCCUGCUGUUUUGCUUUGUUUAUAUUUGGCGGACCCCGCCACCUUUUCUAGCUUCAAAUACUUACUGUCCUCCGAGGACAGCUUGUUUACUCGGUUGUGGAAAAGAUACAUGUUUCUGAGUUUUGUAUCAUUGCCUCAUUAACACUUGAUUAUGAUCCUUAGUUUGAAUUUCUUCUCCAAAGCUACAUAUUGUCCCUUUAACGCCCCCCAUCGAGUCCAACAACCUUUUUUUUUGUUUGGUUCGACUGCAGCGUUGCACCUGAAUGUCACUUUGGCUAUUUGUUUGUAUAUUUAGAAAAAAUGACAUCCCAGCACGCCCGCUUGAGGUCGUUUUGCCUUUUGCAAAAGAAAAAAAAACCUGACAGCUGGAACACAGCAGGACUAAUUUUAUCAGCCGACUGGCGUCAGUUUUUUCUCCAGCGUCCGUGACACGCUCGGUUUCUAAUCGUUUGGAUACCACAAAUGAGACUCAGAUCUCUCAAAUAUAUUUUUAAUGAGGACGUCACGUUUGUAAAUACUGUAAAGCCCCCCUCUCCCUCUUUCCUCUGGCUGUUUUUUUUUUUUUUUAAACCAAAUAAGCUGUAUAUUUCAUAAUCUCUUUAGGACUCUCUGUGUUGAAAAAAGGUGUUGAAACUCACUUUAAAGGUAUUUUGCAAAAUUCUUCUGGUUUUUUUUUCAUGGGUCUGCUGCGUUGUGAAUCGGGUCGAUCUACGUUUCCCUGCAGGAUAUACAGACAUCUUUCUUUUUCUAUAUGGACAUCGGGACUCUGAAAAUAUCAUUUGGUGCUUUGGAAAGGAUGUUUGCAUUGUUUGUAUUUCUUAGCAAAUAAAUGAGAAAUGGAUGAUA